AUGGCGCGGGAGCUGAGCCAGGAGGCCGUGCUGGACUUUCUCUGGGCGGCAGGGGGGCGAGCCCCCAACACGGCGCUGCUCCGCCACUUCCAGCGAUUCCUCCGCGACCCGGCGCUGACGGAGCAGCAGCGGCGGGAGCGCCGCGAGUACUUCAAGAGCCUCGUCAACUCCCUGGCCACCGUCCACCCCGCCGCCGCCCCCGGCGCCUCCAAGGACAUCGUCCUCCGCCGCAGGUACCGCGACCUCCUCGAUGAGGAGCUGCCGCCGCCGGAGGAGCAGCGGGAGCAGGAGGAGGAAAAGAACGAGCCGCAGCCGCCGCCGCCGCCCCGACGCGACCCCGACGGAGCGGAGGGGGCAUCGCCCUGUCCUCGGGCCCCUGGGCGCUUCGUCCCGGCGCCCGUGACCGAGAUGCCCUUGCUGAAGGCCCCACGACCCUCAGCAAGCCCGGAGAGGCGACCCCCCGCCGGACCCAUCCCGUCCCCGCUGCUGUCACCGGGCCCCAGAGCGCUGUCCCCGCGCGACCUGCCCCCUUCCCGAUCCUUGCCGUUGCUGUCCGCCCCGGAGGUGCUGCCCCUGUCCCGGUCCCUGCAGGCACUCCCUGCCAGCCCCUCCUCAUCGCCACUGCUUUUGUCAAGCCCCGAGGUGCUCGCUUCCACCAGGCUGCCCCCAUCGCAGUCCAGGUCCCUGCAGCAGCUCCCCACCAGGCCAUCCCCAGACCUGCCGAGGGGGCCCAGGGGGCUGACCCCCAAGGGACCAACCCAACCUCAAGUCCUGCGACUGCAGCCGUCUCAAAGCCUGACACUGCCGUCAGGCCCUGGGAUCCUGCCCCCCACCAGGUCCCCUCCACCCCAAUCCCUGCCACAGUCCGCCACUCUCCCGUCCCCAUCCCGCCCCCUGCAGCCACCCCUUGCCAGGUCGCCCCCAUCCCAGUCCUUGCUGCCAGCACAGGGCCCCGCAGUGCCCCAAGCCGCAGAGAGCCAGCCCCCAGCACCACUGCCUGUUUUCCGGAGCAUCAGGUGCCAGCUCGCUUUGUCGGAGGCGCAGGGCAUCCCCCCCUCAGCACACGACGACUGUGGGCGGCAGCCCCGCUCCGUGCUCGCCAAGAGCUCCCCCAGGAACGCCGCAAGCCGGGGGCCCUUGGUGCCGCUGGGACAGCGGGAGCACGCCUGGCUGGUGGCAAUGUCAGCGGGCUGCUGGGCUCAGGUGCGGGGGCUCUUUCUGGAAGAGCCUGAGCUGGCCCUGCAGAGGGACUUCAUAUCAGGCUUCACGGUCCUUCACUGGCUGGCCAAGCACGGCGACGGGCCGGGCCUGCAGGAGCUGGCAGCGGCGGCGCGGCGGCUCGGGCUGGCCCUGGACGUGGACGCCCGCUCGGGCUGCGGGUACACGCCGCUGCACCUGGCUGCCAUACACGGCCACCAGCUUGUCAUCAAGGUGCUGGUGCUGCAGCUGGGGUGCCAGGUGCAGGUGCGGGACGGCAGCGGGCGCCGGCCGUGGGAAUACCUGGGCAGCUCCACCUCGGGGGAGAUCUGGCAGCUCCUGGAGGCACCCCGCGGUACAAUCAUGUUCCCCACGCAGCCCCUGGCCCGCAGCGGGUCCUCGGUCAGCAAGGUCUCGCCGUCCACCGGCAGGGCAGCGCUGCCUGCCUGCCUCAGGGUGCAGCUCGGCCGCGGGGCAGUGUCACACCAAUCCGGCAGCGACAGCGACUGA
This is a messenger RNA of Onychostruthus taczanowskii (white-rumped snowfinch), 1707 nucleotides long. RefSeq names its product sosondowah ankyrin repeat domain family member B (gene SOWAHB). Bases 1 to 1707 code for a protein of 568 amino acids. Lineage: Eukaryota; Metazoa; Chordata; Aves; Passeriformes; Passeridae. The transcript has 2 exons. The record is from RefSeq and is a predicted model, not a curated record. Gene Ontology annotation, molecular function: protein binding.